AUGGUCGCACCAACAACUCAAUUACCAAAGUCACCAACAGCAGCCGUUGCAAAAUGGGAUUCUCGAUAUGCUGGUGCGGUACCACAUGAUACAUCAUAUUAUGCAAAAUGUCUUGUCGGUGGUAUUCUUGCUUGUGGUUUAACACAUACAGCCAUCUGUCCACUUGAUGUUACAAAAUGUAAUAUGCAAGUCAAUCCGGAUAAAUAUCUAGGUUUAGUUAAAGGUCUUCGAUUAAUUGUUGCUGAAGAAGGAAGUCAAGCUAUAUGGAAAGGAUGGCUACCAACAUUCUUUGGUUAUUCAGCGCAAGGUGCAUUCAAAUAUGGUCUUUAUGAAGUUUUCAAAGAUCAAUAUGCUACUAUGCUUGGCAAAGAAAAUUUUGAAAAAUAUAAAGGUUUAGUUUGGUGUGCAGCAUCAGCAUCGGCUGAAUUUUUUGCCGAUAUUGCAUUAUGUCCAUUUGAAAUGGUUAAAGUUAAAGUACAAACAGCACCACAUGGAACAUUUCCUGUAGCAUUUGGUCCAGCAUGGUCACAAAUGAAUGCACAACGUGCCGAAACUGGGUUUCCAUAUCGAUCUCUUGUACCAUUAUGGUCACGACAAAUACCAUAUACUGUAGCUAAAUUCUUCUUUUUCGAAAAGGUCGUACAAUUAUUUUAUACAUAUGUAUUCACACAACCAAAAGAAACAUAUUCAAAAGGAACACAACUUGGAGUUACGUUUGCUUCAGGUUAUACAGCCGGUGUUAUUUGUGCUAUUGUUUCACAUCCAGCUGAUUCACUUGUAUCACUUCUUGGUAAACCUGCUAAUAAAAGUAAAAGUUUAGGACAAAUUAUUAAUGAAACUGGAUUUGCUAAACUUGCUACAAAGGGUCUUGGUACUCGUAUAAUUAUGAUUGGUACAUUAACUGGUCUACAAUGGUGGAUUUAUGAUACAUUUAAAACAGCUAUGGGCAUGGGAACAACUGGUGGCAAAUAA
Molecule: messenger RNA, 972 nt
Organism: Rotaria sordida
Lineage: Eukaryota; Metazoa; Rotifera; Eurotatoria; Philodinida; Philodinidae
Source: the annotation of a GenBank genome assembly